UUUUCAGCCGCUUGUUUUCCCCGUCGUUUCUCCCCCGUUCCUUUCUUUUCUCGUUUUUCGCAAAACACACAGUCAGCCUGCCUUUGUCGCCGUUAGUGCCUCCCUAGCGGCGUCCGUGUCGGCGUCGGCGUCGUCGGUAUCGUCUCGGUGGUUUAGUCAGUUGACGAGCAGAGGCGGCUGAGUUACGUUGAUCCGACGCGAUCGUCGACAGUUCAUCCGUCCCCGAGUACCGGAAAACAAGAGAACCACCGUCGGCACGGGAAACGAGUACGGACGUAGGAGGAUACAUAACGUGUGCGUUUCGAGCGCGAUUAAAUAACGAACGCACGAUGAUUUCCCGGUAUUCAGGGUCGUCGUGGCCGUGCAUCGCUUGAAAAAAGAUAUCGAGGACGGACACGUGACCAAGCUGGAACGGUAGGCCUCCACGCGGGAGGCCGAUCCUAGGGGAGCAGGAUGAUAGAUCCCAGUUCGUCGGAGGAGAGCGACGAAGAGAAGAAGGACGCGAAGGAUGUCGGGGGCGGUGGUGCUGGUGGAGGGGUUCGCGGUGGUAGCGGUAGCUCGUAUGGCUCCCGUCGUCAAAUAGGACCUGGCGGGGGCCUUGGGGGCGCGAGCGGUCCCGCGUCCGGGAGCGUGAGCUCGUUGGCCUCGGGGCUGACCGCGUCGCCAGGGGGAUCGAGUCACGGCCCCAUCGGGACCCCUCGCACCGGCGGGCCCGCUGGCCAAGAUGGAGGCCCCGGAAUGGAGGGCUCGAACCUCUCCGCGGCGAGGAACUCGUUGUCGCCGUCGAUGUCUGCCGCGCAGGACGCAGCUAAUUACGCUCAGAGGCCCAACAGUCCCUCGCCGUCGGUCGCCAGCGAGAAAGCUGACGUGGAUCCACAGGACAAACAGAAACGCGAGGAAGAAGAGAGGAAAACUAGAAUACAGCUGUACGUAUUCGUAUCGCGGUGCAUCGCUUAUCCGUUCAACGCCAAGCAACCACUGGAUAUGACCAGGCGACAGCUGAAAGUGACCAAACAGCAACUCGAGACAAUAUGUUCCCGAUUUCAGAGUUUCCUCAAGGGCGAAACGCAGAUAAUGGCGGACGAGGCGUUUCACAACGCCAUAAAGAAUUACUACGACGUGUUCUUAACGUCGGACAGAGUGAUCAAAAUGGUGCAGGGCGGUGCUUGCUCACAGCUCGACUUCCGCGAGGUAUUCAAGAAGAACAUCGAGAUGCGUGUUCGACGCCUCCCGGAAAUCGACGGGUUGAGCAAAGAGACUGUGCUUACGUCCUGGCUGGCCAAAUUCGAUUGUAUCUUGAAAGGUACGGGUGACGAGGAGACUAAGAGGCCCUCCAGGAUGCAACAGCAGUCUUUGAUAUCGGACAUGAUACUGUCCAAGGAGCAGCUGUACGACAUGUUUCAGCAGAUCCUUGGCAUCAAAAAGUUUGAACAUCAGCUUCUGUUCAACGCCCUCCUGUUGGACUCAGCCGACGAACAGGCUGCCGCCAUCAGGAGGGAGCUGGACGGUCGUCUGCAGAAAGUGAACGAAAUGGAAAAGGAUCGCAAGCUCAUGCCCAAGUUCCUGUUAAAAGAGAUGGAGUCGCUCUACAUCGAGGAGCUCAAGUCGUCUAUCAAUGUCCUAAUGUCUAAUCUGGAGCUGUUACCAGUCUCCAAGGGUUCGAUAGACAGCAGAUACGGACUGCAGAAGCUGAAGCGCUACAACCAUCGUCGUGAGCGCUCCCGCUGCCGCGGUCAGGGUUCUCUCUCGAAAUUGGAGGGCGACUCCGCCGACUGUGAACCACAGCUGACCAAGAUGGACGUAGGCCUGAAUUUCCAAUUGGCCGUAGUCGUCAUCGAAGUCAGGGGCUUAACGAGUUUGCCGCCGAACAAAAUCGUUUUCUGCACCAUGGAAGUCGAGGGCAAAAAGCUGCAAACGGAUCACGCCGAGGCCUCCAAUCCCACAUGGGAAACGCAGGGCGACUUCACGACCAUGCAACCGCUACCGGUGGUCAAAGUCCGCCUCUACACCGAGAACUCCGCGAUGCUGGCGCUCGAAGACAAAUGGCUGGGCAAAGUUAUCAUAACGCCCCCGUUCGCGUCCAAGCAGCCAGAGUGGUAUCGUAUGACCGUCCCGAAGAACUGUCCCGACCAGGAUCUUCGAAUAAAGAUCGGCUGUCGUAUGGACAAGCCGUUCAACAUGAAGCACUGCGGUUACCUUUACGCGAUAGGCAAGUCCGUGUGGAAGAAGUGGAAGAAGAGGUACCACGUGUUGGUUCAGGUCUCGCAAUACACGUUCGCGAUGUGCUCGUACAAAGAGAGAAGAAGCGAGCCGUCGGAGAUGAUGCAGCUAGACGGCUACACGGUCGAUUAUAUCGAGGCAGACUCGGCGAAAAUCAUGGUUUCUACCAAUAUUAUGGUCGGCGCGAACUUGGACGGCGGAAGGUAUUAUUUCAACGCUGUUCGCGAGGGUGACAACAUAGUGUUCGCCUCGGACGACAAGAACGAGUGUCAGACGUGGGUGAUGGUCAUGUACAGAGCGACCGGGCAAUCGCACAAGCCUACACCGCCGGUCUCGGUGGCGGACAAGAAUUCGUCGAGCAAGAUACAGGGCGACGACAGAGUGAAGAAGCACGGAAUGGAGGAUUACAUCAGCGCGGAUCCUUGCAAAUUCGAUCAUCACGGUCUGUUCAAAUUUCUACAGAACCUGAUCCUCGAUUACCGAUUGAACGAUCCGUUUUGCUCGCUGGGCUGGUUCUCGCCCGGUCAGCUGUUCGUUUUGGACGAGUAUUGCGCCAGAUACGGGGUGCGCGGCUGCUUUCGACAUCUGUGCUACUUGAACGAUCUGCUGGACAGAAUCGAUCGAGGAUUCACGAUAGAUCCGACCCUGAUACACUACAGUUUCGCCUUUUGCGCCUCUCACGUGUACGGGAACAGGACCGACAGGGUAGUGUCCAUCACACUGGAGGAGAAGGACAAAUUUCAGGCCAUCAAGGGAAGACUGAGGCAGAUCCUCGAGGAUCAAAUCACCAACUUCAGGUAUAGUUUUCCGUUCGGUCGUCCGGAGGGCACGGUGAAGGCUACAUUGUCGCUUCUGGAGCGCGUGAUGAUGAAAGAUGGCGUCAGCCCCGUGGACACGGAAGAGGUGAAGACUCUGAUCAAGAGCUGCCUGGAAACGGCGGCUCUCGUUAAUUACACCAAGCUCUCCGCCGAAGCAAAGAUCGAGGACGAUCUAAGCGGCGACGUUUGCGUUCCGCCCAACAAGAAGCUCGCUGAUCUCAUACAGCUGGCCGAAAUGUGCGUGGAUCUGCUUCAACAGAACGGAGAGCAUUACUCGGAGGUUGUACCGCAGGCGUUCGCCUGGUUUAGCGAUCUUAUGGUGGAGCACGCCGAGAUCUUCUGGUCGUUGUUCGCCGUCGACAUGGACAAGGUGUUCGCUGAACAACCGCCCGACACCUGGGACAGUUUCCCCCUCUUCAAAGUGAUGAACGACUACUUGAGAGAAGACGACAACUUGAAGAACGGCAGGUUUCACCAACACCUGCGGCAGACGUUCGCUCCAUUGGUGAUACGUUACGUGGACCUGAUGGAGACGUCGAUCGCCCAGUCGAUCCAAAAGGGAUUCGAGAAGGAACGCUGGGAAAUAAAGGGGAACGGAUGCGCCACCUCCGAGGAGCUAUUUUGGAAACUGGACGCGCUUCAGUCGUUCAUCAGCGAUCUCCACUGGCCGGAUUUAGAGUUUCGACAGCACUUGGAGCAGAGGCUGACGCUGAUGGCUUGCGACAUGAUCGAAUCUUGCAUCCAACGAACGGACGCCGCUUUCCAACAGUGGCUGAAGAAAGGUGUAACAUUUACAUCGACGGACUACAUCAUACCAUCGGAAAUGUGCGCGAUGGUCAACGUCAUCUUGGACGCGAAGAACCAAAGCUUCGACCUUUGCACCAUCGACGCUGUCGACGUGCAUCAGUAUCACUCCAAGAUAGACGAUCUGAUAGAGAAAACGUCGGCCGCUAUGACCCAAGGGAUGAUCAACAAGCUGGUCACGGUCCUGGAGACGACCUUGUCCAAGCUGUCCCGUUACGACGAGGGAUCUUUCAUAGGUUCCAUACUCAGCCUUACGAAAGUGUCGGGGAGCGGUAAAGAAAUGGGUCAGGCCUACGUGAGCUUCACGAGGAACUGCAUGGAUCAGAUUCGUAGCAAAGUCUUGGACGAACUGUGGAUUCUGACGUUCUUCGAGCAAUGGUACACGGCGCAGAUCCAGAUGCUGUGCAACUGGCUGUCGGAGAGGCUCGAUCACAGUUUACACCUGCAUCAAUGUACCUGUCUCGCCCACAUCGUGAAGAAGAUUUACUCGGACUUCGAGCUGCAGGGUGUCAUGGAGGAGAAACUCAAUUCGAUGACAUAUCAGACUAUAUCUAAGAGGAUGCAGACGGAAGAAGCGACUUGUGCCUUAACCAUGAGCGCUCAGAACGAAGAGGGACUCUCGGAGAACGGUAACGACGACGAGGUGGAACGACCGAAGACAAAAGUAACGGUCGUCGAGAACGUGGAAGGAGAAGACUCGAAUUACGUAUCGAACAUCAGCAACGUCACCUCGAACGUUGUUGGAAAGGUCGGCAGUAUGUUCGGCAAAGGCAUCGGUGGCCUUUCUACGAAGUUCGGCGGAACCAGUUGGUUCUGAUUAUAAUAAUUAUCCUUAUUAUUAUUCUUAUAAUUACUAUUAUUAUUGUCACCAUCAUCGUCAUCGUCAUUUCCAUUACGAUUUUUUAGUAUUCUGCCGAUAACUUAACAUUUCGACUAGUACGUUUUUUCUUGUCUACCACAUAUGUACAUACACACCGAGGAAAGAGUUUCGAUGACGGGACCGUCCAGAAAUCACGUUUUUUGGACGUUUAAUCGAGCUACGGGUUCGUCGAUGGAGAAUCGUCGGAUUCGCUCACGAUCGAACGAAAGAAUGUAAACUCUUAUCGCUCCGGCACAGACGCGCGUAUUUUUUUUUCUCGCGAUUUAUUUUCACCGUCGGUCCUGUGCACGUUUCGACAGAAAUUCGUUUCGUUGUUCGAUCACGUUCGGCCGUUCGUCCAAAAGGAACGCUGUACCGUCUCUAUUUCGAAUCGUUGCUACCUCGCUCGGUGAUCAAAUCGAAAACAGUCGCAAGCAUACGGAUCACGUAUAGAAACGUUUAUUUCGAUAACGACUCUAUCAUCGAACGCUACGCGGAUCAACUAUAGACGGGACAGAAUCGAACACCCUCUCGAGACCGUUUAAUCGCGCCAAUUGUAACUUCUGCUUGUACAAAGUCUUUCGCCUUUGUUCGACGAUGCCAAAUGGUACGAUCUCGCCUCUCGCCGAAUGCCUCGAACAGCCAGAGUUUGCUAAAUCUUUGCUCAAAGAUCAAAUCUCCAUCUCAAUCGAGAAUUUAUUACUUCGACUGGAUAAUUAUAAUAUUUUUUAUUAGUAAUUACGUGAUCGUUUUUGUUUUAUUUUAAACGAGCAUUCUGUCCCGAUUAUAGUAACGCGUUUAUCGAAUACAGUAGCUUAGACCUCUUGAGAAUAUUGUUUCCAACGAUUCGAUUCAAUUGUUACUGUUGGGCGAACAUUCGAGUUAAGCGUUUGUGCCAUAUCAAUCGAAAUUAUGUCUCUUCGGCUCGUUAAAAUUCUACAAGAGCCAUGCUCGUUGAACCUCGUCGUGUCUACGAUAUAUCUACUAUGUAUAUCCUUACCUCUAUACUUGCCCCCUACUCGUGUACCUGUUUCAGUCCUCGCCCCACACUAACCCUCAUCCUUAUCCGUAUCCAUAUCUGUAUCUUGAAAAUGUGCGACUUUCUUUGCUGAUCGAAUUCGUCGUAAACUCCGAGUGCACAAUUGUGUAACGGUUUCGUCUUGUUUCGCGUCACAGCUCCAUUCGAUCGCCUUGUCCACUGAAAUCGUUCAACCAAUUAUCAGGAAUGUAUUUUUAAUCAUUUGUUGGUUAACGAUCGUACGAACUCGCGGUAAUUAUUUCCAAUAGCUCCGACCUCGUUAAUUUCAACGGUCUUGAACUGUAUCUGGGACGAUGUAUCGCGAGUGCUACGAAGGAAAAAAUAGUUAUCACUCGAUCUUAUUUUUCAAGAUGUAAUUAUUAGAAACCUUGCGUUGUAUUUUCAAGGCAAUAAAAGGUUUCUAAUAUUUGUAUCUUGAAAACUAAAAGUGAUAAAUAUUGUUUCUUCAGAAACAGUCACGCGUUGCCUUCAAUAUACAUCGAGGCUGUUGAAAUCGAUAACAGCCCAGUCAGAGAUUUGAGAUUUUUUUUUUUACUGAUACUGUAAGAUCGGCGCUAUAGUAAAUGAUCUAGAAUUCUGAAGAAUUUGCGACACGAAGCGAAACGAAACAAAGGCGAAAGUAGAGUGAAACGUAAAGUCGAUCGGUUGGCCGAUCGUUCCGUGUCUCGUCGUUAAAAGAGAAGAAUUUCUUGUCUACCUCAAAUUCCCCAACGAGUAAUUUCGUUGUUACAGAAAGCAUUUACGUAUUAUACGGAGAAAAGCGAAACGUCUCGAAUCGCUGAACGAACGAACGAACGAACGAAACGGCAAAAAAAAAAAUUGCAAAAGAUCUUUGGCCCGUCUUCCGGUCGGCGAAUGUUUUGAAAUAUUACCAGGCACGAAACAAACAAUGCAUUUUAUCGUCUUGUUCUUGUUCGACGCGCGAGGCGGCGGAUUGCUGGUCGGUUUUUAGACGUUAAUGUGACGCGCAACAUUUGCGCCCGAUAUUCUUUCGUCAGGAGGUGAACAAUGCGUGCUGCAUUCGGAAACAGUUACCAGUAGCAGUUUGUUUGUACAUACAUUUAGUAAAAAAAAAAGCGUAAAAAAAAAAAUGGUACAAGGAGAAAGGGAGAUUUUUAUAUCGUGUAAAUUAGCACGUUGAGACGAGUCUCGUGUCUCGCGAUGUGCCCAAUUGUAUGUACGAUACGCAAAACUCGACGUGACGGAGAACAGCCACGAAGCUCUCUUCUGUUCGGUUCGAUUCGCGGUAAAAGUUUCUUGGAUUGCGUCUACGCGCGUAUAAAUAUCGAAAUUCGAAGAAUCUGCACGUUAUUGUUUGUUCUUUCGUACUUUCGUACAAGGAUACACGUACAUACAUAUAUGUUGAUACUUGUUUGAAUGGAAUUCGAAAACAGUAAACGAUGCAAA
Molecule: messenger RNA, 7147 nt
Organism: Colletes gigas
Lineage: Eukaryota; Metazoa; Arthropoda; Insecta; Hymenoptera; Colletidae
Gene: Cadps
Product: calcium-dependent secretion activator
Exons: 15
Coding region: 454-4659 (1401 amino acids)
Biological process (GO): synaptic vesicle exocytosis; dense core granule exocytosis
Source: RefSeq, a predicted model, not a curated record